UUCUGGCUCUCACAGACCUUUAACUUCUUCUGUAAGAGACUCUUCUGUCCUCUACUUGCUACCUGUGUUAAUGGCACCUGUUUGAAUGUCAAUUCAAUUCAAUUUUAUUUAUAUAGCGCCAAAUCACAACAGCAGCUGUCUCAACGUGCUUUAUAAUGUACAGUAGAUCGUACAAUAAUAGAAACAGAGAAAAACCCAACAAUCAUAUCACCCUUUGAGCAAGCACGUUGGGGAACUUGUAAUCAGUCCAGCUAUCCACAACCUCAAACAGUGACACUCCAAACUCCACUAUGGCCAAGACCAAAGAGCUGUUAAAGGACACCAGAAAGAAAAUUGUAGACGUUCACCAGGCAGGGAAGACUGAAUCUGCAAUAGGUAAGCAGCUUGAUGUGAGGAAAUCAAAUGUGGGAGCAAUUAUUCGAAAAUGGAAGACAUACAAGAUCUUCUUGUCACGUUCAGGUCACAUCUGACAGAUUUACAAUAAAAACAAUCAUAAAUAUUGUGUUUUACAUCUGCCUCAAGGCCUAAUGAUAUCCUCCACAGCAUGAACUUAAACAUAUGAAAGUGAUGAUCACCUCUUUCGUUGAACUUUGAGUGUUUUAAUCAAUCAUGUUACAUCUGUGGUGUUCCCGGUCAAAAGUGACCCCCAUAGGAAAUGAAUGGGAAUCCCCCCACUCACUGACUGAACGACCCACUGAAUGACACCCAGUGAACGAUCCACUGAACUACACCCACUGAAUGGCCCACUGAAUGACCUACUGAACAACACCCAUUGAACGACCCCAGUGAAAGGCCCACUGAACAAUCCACUGAACGACCCCCCCUGAAUGAACAAACACUGGUAAAAAUCUCUUUAUGUGCCUAUCCUCCACGUGAACCACACCUUCCAGACUAAUCAGUGUAUCAUCUUCUCACAGACCCCAUAUAUAUAGCUUGAUGUUUGCCUUGCACUCAUUUUACUCCGAGCACAAUGAGUAGGCGACUGACCAAGCAGUUCUCUGUCAAAGAGGUUCUGGUCCAGGUUUCUGGAUAUAAAGAUGGCACUGAAAUUAAACAGGAGAUAGACGAGGAUGUCUCGGAAGUGGAAGACAACACAGAUUUUGAUCCAGACUUUGAGGAGACUGACCAGUCAACAGCUGGAGAGGGAGAGGUGCCCGAAGAAAGGGCGCCUGAGGAAACAUUGCAGUCCAAGAGUGGAUACUUGCUCUGGUCUUCAUCCCUCCAGGACAGAGGAGGUAGCCCUGGACCAACACAGUAUGCCAUAUCUCAUGUGGAUGACAUCAAAUCCAGCUUCCAACUCUUUUUACCAGAGUCCAUUGAGGGAAUUAUACUGGAGAUGACAAACCUGGAGGGGAAGCGUGUGUUUGGAGACACCUGGAGAGAAAUCGACCUGGUAGACCUCCAAGCCUACAUAGGUCUGUUGAUUUUAGCAGGAGUAUAUCGCUCAAACGAUGAGGCUACAAAAGGUCUGUGGGAUGCAGAGUCUGGCAGGCCUAUAUUCCAGGCAACCAUGUCCUUGGAACAAUUUCGUGUCCUUUCAAGAAUUAUUCAAUUUGAUAACAGAGAUACACGGCAAAAUGACAAGCUGGCUGCCAUCAGGAACAUUUGGGACAGGUGGGUGGAGCGCCUGCCACUGAUGUACAAUCCAGGCCCUGAGGUGACAGUUGAUGAGUGCCUGGUUCCUUUCAGAGGUCGCUGUCCCUUCAAGGUGUACCUUUCAAGCAAUCCAGGGAAAUGUGGAAUAAAGGUUUGGGUAGCAUGUGAUGCCAGGAGCAGCUAUGCCUGGAAUAUGCAGGUAUACACGGGGAACCCCAGUAGUGGAGGGGCCGAAGAAAACCAGGGCGUUCGUGUUGACAAGACAACCAGUUUCCAACGGCAUAAUACCACAUGUGACAACAAGCCUGAACUUUCCCCUGCACAAGUAUCAACCAGAGGAAGAGAGGCACUCUCAUCAACAUGUGCUUUCACUGACACACACACACGUGUGUUGAAUGUUCCCACGGAGAAUAGAAAUGUCAUCCCGAUGAGUACGCUACACAACGACGCCGCGGUCAGCACCACAGAGGACAGGAAGCCCCUUAUAAUCCAGGACUACAAGAAGAACAAAAGAGGUGUUGACUGCCUUAAGCUUACUGGCACAUACACCUGCAAGCUAAUGACAGCCCGCUGGCCUGUGGCACUGUUCCACAAGAUCCUUGAUGUGUCUGCUUUCAACGCAUAUGUGGUGUGGACAGCCAUCGACCCAACCUGGAAUCAGGGGAAGAGUUUCAAGAGGAGACAUUUCCUAGCAGAGCUGGGGAAAGCUUUGGUGACUCCUCUUAUUCAACGGCGCCAACACAUUCCCCGCACACCAGCCUCUGCCAGUCUGGUGAAGAGUGUGCAAGCCCCAGUCCCAGCCGCUGCCCUGGCUGCUCUCCCCCAACAAAGACACGGGCAGAAAAGGAAGCGCUGCGAGCUCUGUGCCCCGAGAGACAACAAAACAAGCCUGAGAUGCUGCAAAUGUGAUGCCUCUGUUUGCAAGGCCCACUCUCACCUGACUGUCACAUGCCACUCAUGUGCAUGAUACACACACACACAAGGCUUCAUGUUGAGUUUGGUCUUUGGUUUUCCAUGUAUUUUUACAUUGCAUGUUCAUUUUGUAAUACAAUUUUUAGUGCUUAUUUGUGUAUUCACUGCAGUUAUUUAAUGUUGUAGAAUUAUAGGAAUUAUUUUAUGGUUACUGUUCAUAACCA
Oreochromis niloticus (Nile tilapia) is the source of this 2732-nucleotide messenger RNA. RefSeq lists its product as uncharacterized. The coding region runs from base 971 to 2563 and encodes 530 amino acids. Lineage: Eukaryota; Metazoa; Chordata; Actinopteri; Cichliformes; Cichlidae. The transcript has 2 exons. The record is from RefSeq and is a predicted model, not a curated record.